AUGGGACACCGAAAGUUUUUGCCACCCGAACAUGUAUUUCGGACCUGGAAAAAGGCAUUUGACGGUAAGCAAGAAUUUGAAAUGCCUCCCCCACCUUUAAGCGGAAGACAAUUGGUAGAAAAAUUGAAUAAAAUUCAAUUCAAUCUUGGAAAGCGAAAGUCAAAAUCGAAGAAAAGAAAAGGAGGUAAGGGUGUCACAAAUGAACCUCAGGGACCGUGGAAGAAAAAAUCAAUAUUUUUUGAGCUUGAGUAUUGGGAGCAUUUGGUUUUACGUCACAAUUUAGAUGUGAUGCAUAUUGAGAAAAAUGUCUCAGAUAGCUUAAUUAAUACCUUGUUUAAUAUUCCUGGUCGGAGUAAAGAUGGAAUUAAAUCCCGUCUAGAUUUGAAAGAGAUGGGGAUUAGAGGAAAUUUACAUCCAGAAAUUAUUGGUAAACGAACUUUUUUACCACCGGCGUGUUAUGCCCUGACUAAGGAAGAAAAACGAUCUUUCUGUACGUCAUUGUCUCACGUUAAAGUACCCGAAGGGUAUUCUUCAAAUAUCUCCAAUUUGGUAGAUAUGGACAAAUUAAUUUUGUCCGGACUGAAGUCUCACGAUCAUCAUAUACUGAUGCAACAUAUUCUGCCGGUGAGUAUCCGUUCUGUUUUACCUAAGAAAGUUCGCUAUGCCAUCACCAGAACAAUUUUUUCCUCCAUCCUUUUUGACAUAAUGAUCCACUUAACUGUUCAUCUGGUGAGAGAGGUAAAAAUGUGUGGGCCAGUGUAUUUGAGAUGGAUGUACCCAAUGGAACGGUACAUGAAAAUCCUAAAGGGUUAUGUAAGAAACAGAAGCAGGCCAGAGGGUUCAAUUGUUGAAUCCUACAUCGUUGAAGAGGCUGUAGAAUUUUGUUCAGACUUCUUGUCAAAUGUAGCAACUGUUGGGUCGUGUCUUCCUAGAUUUGAUAAUGAAAUUAGUAAAGGGGGUCGGGGUGUUUCUGUUUGCGACGUAAGUCGAGCUGAUCGAGAGGAAGCACACCGACUCGUUUUGCAAAAUGUUGAUGAGGUUCAACCGUACAUUGAGAAACAUUUUGAUUGGAUCAAGACUACUUAUCCUAGUAAGUCGAGGAACCACAAAUGGGUGCAAGAUGAACAUUAUCGAAAUUUUAGUACAUGGUUGAAAGAAAAGGUGAUUGUGGAAAUGAGUGACUCCCCGAACAAUGUAUCUCAGUUGCUACUUUCGAUAUCGCAUUUUCCUUCAUUUACUGUACUAAAGUAUCAAUCAUACUACAUAAAUAGUACUCAAUUUAACACGAAAGAUCGUGAUGCUUCUAGAAAAACACAAAAUAGUGGUGUCAUGAUUGUUGCUAGUGCUAUCCAAGUAGCUAGUUCAAAAGACAAAAACCCUAUUGAAUGUGAUAUGACCUUUUAUGGUGUAAUCAAAGAAAUUUGGGAAUUAGAUUACAUUAGCUUUCGAAUCCCUGUUUUUCUUUGUGAUUGGGUGAGGAGUGAUAAUGGAGUUAAAGAAGAUGAGUUUGGAUUCAAGCUAGUGGACUUGAAUCGAGUAGGACACAAGUCUGAUCGAUUUAUAAUGGCAUCCCAGGCAAAACAAGUAUUUUAUAUGAGUGACCCAAUAGAUGGUCGAUGGUCAAUUGUUCUAACAACACAACAAAAAGAUUAUGAUUACCAAGAGUCUGGUGGAGAUUUAUAUCUCAAUGAUAAAACUUUUGAAAUCAAUCCACCACCAAUUGAUGUCGCCAUUCAGGACGAAAUCAUUUCUUCUCGGGAAGACGGUGAAGGAUUAUGGAUUGAGUAA
Molecule: messenger RNA, 1788 nt
Organism: Cannabis sativa
Lineage: Eukaryota; Viridiplantae; Streptophyta; Magnoliopsida; Rosales; Cannabaceae
Exons: 4
Coding region: 1-1788 (595 amino acids)
Source: RefSeq, a predicted model, not a curated record